AUGGUUUUAGAAGAUGUCCGUUUGAGCAUACUCUUAUAUCAAGUUGUUGAACCUGGAGAUAUCUUGAUCGUGUGUCUUUAUGUUGAUGAUUUUCUUUACUGGGAACAAUUGAAGAAGAAAUAUGCAAAUGAUAUUUUGAAGAAAUUUCAAAUGGAACAUUCAAAGCCAGUUUCUACUCCAGUCGAAGAAAAGUUCAAAUUGCUGAGAGAAGAUAAAGGAGGUGCAGUAAAUCAUACAUAUUACAAAAGCUUGAUUGGAAGUCUAAGGUACUUGACUGCGACUAGACCAGAUAUUGUGUUUGGAAUUGGUUUGCUUAGCAGAUUUAUGGAGGAGCCUUGUACCAACCAUUUGCAAGCGGCAAAGAGAAUUCUUCGAUAUAUCAAAGGUACUUUAAAUGAUGGAAUUUAUUAUGAGAAUACUAAUGAAGUAAAUCUUGUUGGUUACACUUAUAGUGAUUGGGCCGGAGAUAUAGAAACAAGAAAAAGUACUUCAGGUUUAUUUCAUCUUGGUUCUGGUGCAAUUUCAUGGUCGUCAAAGAAACAACCAGUAGUAGCACUAUCUACAGCAGAAGAAUAUAUAGCAGCAGCAAGUUGUGCACAAGCGUUUGGCUAA
Messenger RNA from Arachis stenosperma, 612 nucleotides. Its product is annotated as secreted RxLR effector protein 161-like. The transcript is spliced from 2 exons. The record is from RefSeq and is a predicted model, not a curated record. Lineage: Eukaryota; Viridiplantae; Streptophyta; Magnoliopsida; Fabales; Fabaceae. The coding region runs from base 1 to 612 and encodes 203 amino acids.